UGGGGCUGGCGAGCCCCGGCGGAAACGCCGCUCGGCCGUUACCAGGGGUUCCGGGCUGGCGCUGGCCGCCCCGCGCCGCUUGUAAAUAUUUUUGGUGGGGCGGGGCAAAGCAGCAUCAAAUUUCAAAAAAAAAAGCACCCCAAACCCUAGCACUACGCGCGAUGGGCGCCCUUUGGCUGCGGGAGCGAGUGGAGGAUGCUGGGAAGGAGGUAAAAUGGCCACCGGCGGCGGCCCGGAGGAGGAAAGGAAGAGGGGGCGGUUGCAGCUUCUGACCCCCGCGCGCCCAGCGGUCCGGGCUGAGGAGAACGAGGGCGGCCGCGAGAAGAUGGGCUGGGCUCAAGUGGUGAAGAACUUGGCGGAGAAGAAGGGUGAGUUCCGCGAGUCGCGGCCGCCGCGGCGGGAGGAGGAAAGCAGCGGCGGCGUGGGCGGGGGGCUUGGCGCCCCCGCGGGCCUGGCAGCGCCGGGUCUGGGCGACUUCCCCCCGGCUGGCCGUGGGGACCCGAAGGGCCGUCGGAGAGACCCAGCCGGCGAGGCGGCGGACCCCCGCAAGAAGAAUGCCUCAGCAGAAGCGAGCAGGAGGAAGAAGGCCGAGGGGGCGGCCAUGGCGACCCCCAACAGGCCGGGCGCGGCCGAAGAUACAGCCGAGCGGCCGCCCCUGGACCAGCCGGGGAUGACGGUGGCGGGCCCAGCGCCUGGCCCGAGCAAGGGCCGCUUCCUCGUGCGCAUCUGUUUCCAGGGAGACGAGGGCGCUUGCCCGACCCGGGACUUCGUGGUCGGCUCACUCAUACUGCGCUCCAUCGGUAUGGACCCCAGCGACAUCUACGCGGUCAUCCAGAUCCCGGGCAGCCGCGAGUUCGACGUGAGCUUUCGCUCGGCGGAGAAGCUGGCCCUGUUCCUUCGCGUCUAUGAAGAGAAGCGCGAACAGGAGGACUGCUGGGAGAACUUCGUGGUGCUGGGGCGGAGCAAGUCCAGCCUGAAGACGCUCUUCAUCCUGUUCCGGAACGAGACCGUGGACGUGGAGGACAUCGUGACCUGGCUCAAGCGCCACUGCGAAGUGCUGGCCGUGCCUGUGAAAGUGACCGACAGGUUUGGGAUCUGGACUGGGGAGUACAAGUGCGAGAUCGAGCUGCGUCAGGGGGAGGGUGGAAUCAGGCACCUUCCGGGGGCUUUCUUCCUAGGGGCCGAGCGGGGCUACAGCUGGUACAAGGGGCAGCCCAAGACGUGCUUUAAAUGUGGUUCCCGGACCCACUUGAGCGGCAGCUGCACGCAGGACAGGUGCUUCAGGUGUGGGGAGGAGGGGCACCUGAGCCCUUACUGCAGGAAGGGCAUCGUGUGCAACCUUUGUGGCAAGCGAGGACACGCCUUUGCUCAGUGUCCCAAAGCGGUUCACAAUUCCGUGGCAGCUCAGCUAACAGGCGUAGCCGGGCACUGAACGCCCACCUGCUUGCCAGGGUGACUACAGAGCCAGUUUACCCCUCUUAAGUGCCAAAACUUUUUUUCGAACCGUUUUUUAUCGUUCAAAGGAGAUCUUUUUAAAUCUGUAAAAGACGUCUCUUUCUGCCUUUUUAAACGAAGUUUACUCCAUUUCAGCCUUUUCUGAAUUGAUGGCUUUUGUCAUCAGUAAUGACUGCCGAGAACUGUAGUCUGGAGAUACGUCUCCAGACCCUUUUUGUUUUUUAAUUGUGUUUUCUGGGGAUUUUUUUUUUUUUUGUACUUGUUACUCCGUACCCUUGUCUUCUCCCUGGAUUUCCCCCCUUUGGGCUGCCUGACUCAGUUUUAUGCCCUAGCACUAGGUAUGAAGCCCAGCACGAGGUAGGCACCCAUCAGGGUUGCCUUGAAAACAUUGUUGAUGGUGGCUUCUGUCGGUGUCUAGCUUUUGCAGCUCUUUUUCUCCCUUUUACUUUGCUGCUUCUAAUCUGUGUGGUCUGAGAAUUUGUGAAACCAGUGUUGUUAGAAGUAUAUGUAAUCUGAGUCAGUAAGCUCUGAAUGGUGGCCAAGGGCCUCUCUUACGGCAUUACAACGCAUGGACCUUGUGACAGCUCUUUUGGUGGCUUAGAGGCCAUUUUUCACGGAAUCAUGGAAUCUAGAAUUUUCCUGUGGGAAAGGACCUAAAAAUUGGUUUACACCAAUCCCCUGGUUUUCCAACAGUGAAACAGGCUGGGAGAGGUUAAAUAGCUGGGUCAAAAUCGCGUAGCUGUCUGGUGCCCAUGCUAGUAGCCUGGAGUAGAGUUCCCCGACGCCAUGCCUGGUGCUCAUUCCACUACCUCUCACAGUUCACAACAUUUUCCUCAGCACUUCAGGGCCCGGGAAGUCUGAUCUCUGCAGAAUGAUGUGCCCAGAGGAAUGCUAAGAAAUCAUCUGGGGGAGGAAGCAGAAAAACAAGAUUUUAGCGGGGGCUUCUGAAUAUUUGGGGUAUAUAGAAAAGGGACAAAGAACUAUAUAUAAUCCAGGGUGCGCUCAUUGCCCUCUGGGGUACCACGUCUGGAUUACAGUGUGCCUGAUCUUUUGGGGCCUUCCCCUUCCCCAUUCAUUGCCACCAGUGACAAAUGGGGGUGCUCCUGUGGAAGGAAACCUAUCAGAAGUUUACAUUUGCACCUCAGCCUCAAUAGUUAGAAACCCCAGAGAAGCAGCUAAUGGAGUUCAUCUGCACCCUCCUGACUCCCAGGAGAAAGGCUGUUUCAAAGUAGAAUUACCAGUGAGUUGUUAACUCCAAAAUGUACUUGUGAAACAGGCCAAGAGAGGGCUUGGGUCAACUGUUAAUCAAGUUAAAGGAGAAAGGACAAUACACUGCUUUUCGGUUUUGUCUUCCUUUUUCAUUAUGUUUUGCUAUUUCCUUGUGGCUUAGAUUGUAAAAUCCAUUGUUAAAAGUUUUGUUCUGAAUAAAUAUUUAUCUUUUGUAUUGCUAA
Artibeus jamaicensis (Jamaican fruit-eating bat) is the source of this 2906-nucleotide messenger RNA. RefSeq names its product zinc finger CCHC-type containing 3 (gene ZCCHC3). NCBI's taxonomy places the organism in Eukaryota, Metazoa, Chordata, Mammalia, Chiroptera, Phyllostomidae. Gene Ontology annotation, molecular function: zinc ion binding; RNA binding; double-stranded DNA binding. Gene Ontology annotation, biological process: positive regulation of type I interferon production; positive regulation of RIG-I signaling pathway; defense response to virus. Gene Ontology annotation, cellular component: cytoplasm. The record is from RefSeq and is a predicted model, not a curated record. Bases 215 to 1432 code for a protein of 405 amino acids. The transcript has a single exon.